Camarhynchus parvulus is the source of this 2037-nucleotide messenger RNA. RefSeq names its product fukutin related protein (gene FKRP). Gene Ontology annotation, biological process: protein O-linked glycosylation via mannose. Lineage: Eukaryota; Metazoa; Chordata; Aves; Passeriformes; Thraupidae. The transcript is spliced from 2 exons. Gene Ontology annotation, cellular component: Golgi apparatus. The coding region runs from base 374 to 1918 and encodes 514 amino acids. The record is from RefSeq and is a predicted model, not a curated record.
AUGGCGCCAGCGGCGGCCACCCCACCCCGGUGACCCCCGCUGUCCCCUCAGUGUCCCCUCAGUGUCCCCUCAGUGUCCCCUCAGCCUCCCUCCCCUCAUGAGGGCAGCGCCGCCGCCAUUACCUGCAGCUCGGCCCUCUCCGCUUCCCAGCGCCCUUUCUCCGCCUCGAACCGCGCCCACUCGUGCUGGAUGAAGUGCAGGAUGCCCGGCAGGCUGAGGCCGCGCCACCGCGUGGUCACCGCUGGUAUCGCCACCACCGCCAAAGAACCGAGCGCAGCAACGCCUCCGAAUGAACUAAUUACCCAACCAAUUAACUAAUUAACCACCCAAUGAACUAACUAACCACUUAAUUCAUGAAUUAUUAACCCACACCAUGAGGAUCACCCCCUGCCAGGCCGCCCUGGCCGCCGCCAUCGCCCUCAACCUCCUCCUGCUCCUCUGCUCCCGCCUGCUCCCCGGCGCGUCCCCUCAGUGCCACCACCCCCGGCGCGGCGCUGUCCCCGAGGCCGUCCCCGGUGUCACCGUCAUCCUCCGCGAUUUUGACGGCCCUGACCACGACGUGGCCGCCACCGCCCGCUCCUUCUCCGCCCUGCCCGGCGUCCCCGUGCUGGUGGCCGCCGAGGUGUCCCCGUACCCGCCGGUGCCGCUCCCCGCCGGUGUCACCGUGCUGUCCCUGCGGCCGGAGCCUCACCGGCCGCCCCCGCGGCCGGAGCUGGCCGUGCGCACUCGCCACGUGGCCUUGGUGCCGGACGGCGCCCGCGCCGUGCCCGGCCUGCUGAGGCGCAUGAGGGACGUCCUGGAAGCCACCUCAGAUGCCACCAUCAAGGUGGUGGCGGCGGCCGUGGGGCAGCGGCGGCCGCGCUGUUUGACCUUGGAGGUGGACAUCAAAGCGUGGACGGCGCGCUACGGCCACGCUGACCAGCAGAGUGACCAGAGGAAUGACCAGCACGGUGACCAUCACGGUGACCGCUGCGGCGCUCUGGACGGCGCCCCGGCCGUGCUCCUCCUCCGCACACGCGACCUCUUCGCGCUCCCCUUCCCGCUCGCCCGCCCCAUCGUCACCUCGCUGUCCCUCCAGGCCGCCGCGCGCGGUUGGCGCCUCCUCCUCCUCCCCGCCGCCUUCCCCUCGUCCCCGCGGCCGCCUCUGUCCCCUCACGCCCUGUGGAGAGCCCAGAGCGCUUGGGACGCGCAGCGCCGGGCGCUGCUGGAGCGCUUCGGCGUCAAGCUGGAGGUGCUGCCCGACGGCUCGCGGCGCUGGCACGGCUGCGCCAAGGACACGCCGCGCUGCUUCGGCACCGUGCGCUGGCAAACCCCCGAGUACCUGCUGGCCGGGCGCUGGACGCCGCCGUGCUGCCUGCGGGCGCUCCGCGCCACCGCCCGCCACGUCCUGGCGCAGCUGGAGAGCGCCGGCAUCCGCCACUGGCUGGAGGGAGGGACGCUCCUGGGCGCCGUGCGCCUCGGGGACCUCAUCCCCUGGGACUACGACGUGGACGUGGGGCUCUACCGCGAGGACGUCCCCAUGUGCCGCUGGCUGGCCGAGGUGGUGGCCUCGGGCGGGCCCGUGGAGGAUCCCCAGGGCUUCCUCUGGGAGAAAGCGGCCGAGGGGGAAUUCUUCCGCGUCCACUUCAGCCGCGCCAACCGGCUGCACGUGGACCUGUGGCCGUUCUACGUGCGGCCCGGCUCGGCCGUCAUGACCAAGGACACGUGGCUGGGCCACCGGCAGGACGUGGAGUUCCCCGAGAGCUUCCUGGUGCCCCUGGGCACGGUGCCCUUCGCCGGCGUGCUGGCCAAAGCGCCCAACGACCCCCGGGCCUUCCUGGAGCUCAAAUUCGGGCCCGGGGCCAUUGAGAACCCCGAGUACCCCAACCCCGGCGUCAGGAGGUUGGCGCAGGACGUGGGCAAUAAAACCGCACGGUGACAUCUGUGUCACCCUUGAUGUCACCCUUGGGGUCCCUGUGCCACUUUACCUGGCCCUGGUGUCACCUCUGGGGUCCCUGUGCCACCAUUGGUGUCCCAAUGUCACCUUUGGGGUCCCUG